Paramuricea clavata is the source of this 684-nucleotide messenger RNA. NCBI's taxonomy places the organism in Eukaryota, Metazoa, Cnidaria, Anthozoa, Malacalcyonacea, Plexauridae. The record is from the annotation of a GenBank genome assembly.
AUGGCCUCCGAAGACGAUGCCGAUUUCCGCGUGAAACUUACUGAUGCUUAUCUCAAGAUACGUAAAGUGAAAAUCAAUCCUAGCAUUUCCGUGGCUCAUGAAAUAGCUCUGAAAAAGGGACCUGCUAUCUAUCCUAUCCGUCGCGUCGAAUGCAAGAGCUUCAUCGUUCCCGCUGGAAAUCCCUCCCUAAGGAAGGAUAACCUUUUCAAUGGACUGGUGCCAAAAACAGUUGUCUUUGGUAUGGUCGAAAGCGACGCGUUCAAUGGUGCAUUAAAAAAGAAUCCGUACAACUUCCAACAUUUCAGCGUGUCCUCCAUUGGAAUAACCGUCAACGGAGAAGAAAUACCAUUUAAACCCUUGCAGCUUUCCUAUGGCGCAGCACCUAAAUACAUCGAAGCAUUUACCACACUGUUCUCUGGUACGGGAAAAAUGUAUCACAACACAGGAAACGAUAUAUCCCGAGAAGAAUUUCCAGAAGGUUACGCCGUGUACGCCUUUGAUCUAACACCGGACAUGUGUGGAGCCUCUCCUCAUUUUAACGCUGUGCAGAAAGGGAAUUUGGCCAUUGAUAUCCAGUUUUCCGCAGCGCCUGCAAAUGCUGUGAGUCUCGUAUGCUACGGAGAGUUUGAGAAUACCGUGCACAUUGAUUCCGAAAGAAACGUUGUCUACGAUUAUUCUGGAUGA